This is a messenger RNA of Oncorhynchus tshawytscha (Chinook salmon), 5077 nucleotides long. RefSeq names its product cartilage intermediate layer protein 2 (gene cilp2). The record is from RefSeq and is a predicted model, not a curated record. NCBI's taxonomy places the organism in Eukaryota, Metazoa, Chordata, Actinopteri, Salmoniformes, Salmonidae. Bases 183 to 3947 code for a protein of 1254 amino acids. The transcript has 10 exons.
UCACAAUCCUCAUAUGAGUAUAGGGACAGAAGCAGGCUUCCAACCAGCAUCAUCCACACCUGAGAACACUCAAAGACUCUGUAGCCAUCCCAUUCUGAAAAGAAACACAUUUUCCUCUUGACUUGACACUAUAAUACGGAGAGAAAGAAGUCAUCCAAGUUUGUGAUUGUGAGAGGGUCACCAUGUGGGACUUUACAGAGAUGACACUACUCCUGUCUUUCCUGGUGGCAGUGGCUGUGGCUCAAGGACCCAUCUGGAACAGCUCUCUGUUUAAGAAGUGGAGCCAGACAGAAAGGAGCAGGAAGCUGGCCUACAACACACUGACCGAGCCACAGCAGACCACAGGUGUGAAUGAAUGGACGUCCUGGUUCAACAUCGACCAUCCAGGGGGGAAUGGAGACUACGAGCGGUUAGAGGCCAUCCGGUUCUACUACAGGGAGAGGGUGUGUGUCCGGCCUGUGGCCAUGGAGGCCCGCACCACGGACUGGGUAGCAGCAGCAGAGACUGGGGAGGUGACCCACUCCAGCCUAGAGAAGGGCUUCUGGUGCAUCAACAAGGAGCAGCCCUACGGACGCAUCUGCUCCAACUACCACGUCCGCUUCCAGUGCCCACCAGUUCAGGCCUACUGGACAGACUGGGCCGCCUGGGGAACCUGCUCUGCUACAGCCUGUAAUGACGUGGGCAUCCAGGUGCGCAAGAGGAAGUGUAUGAGCAUCCAGCCCCUGCCCCUGCUGCUGGUGCCCCCAUGCCAGGGCCACCACACAGAGAGGGCGGAGUGUGCCACCCCACCAUGCGAAGCCAAGUGGACUCCUUGGAGUCCAUGGGGAGCAUGCUCGGCGACCUGUGGCAAGGGUCGCAGGAUCAGGAGGAGGACCUGUGUGAGAACCUCUGUGACAGUGCAGUGUGUGGGACGAGCGGCGGAAAUCCAGAAAUGUGGGAAAAAUCCAUGCCCCCCACCCAAUUGUAAUCGCGAGUGUCCCAAAGGUCGGCCCAGCGAGGACUGCAGUCGCUGUGUGUGUGAGGGGCACGUGCUCCAGGGAGAGGUCCUCAGUAUGUCCGGUGUCCCUGUAGCAGGGGCCAGGAUAGCGCUGGCCAGCCAGCCCAAGAUCAUCCACGCCCGCACUGACUCCAAGGGCCUCUUCAGACUCCCAGGGGUCUGCUCCAGCUCCCCCACCCAGCUCUACAUUCACAAGGAGAAGUUUGCCCCCGUUACCACCUCCACCUCCAGCAACAGCACUGGGUCAUCCUGGGUACGGGUGAUCCUAAAGUCUGCAGAGAAGCCAUAUGUUGUAAAGCACCCGGAGGACAAAGUACGCUACGAGGGACAGCGUGUGAUGUUGUGCUGCAAGGCAACAGGGUCGCCCAUGCCUGACAAAUACUACUGGUACCACAAUGGGACCCUACUAGAUAGGAAUGUGUUUAAAUACGAAGAGGAUCUGCUGUUGAGAGGCCUGAAGCCAGAGCAGACUGGACAUUACUACUGUAAAGCCAGCAGCCAAACAGGCAGCAGCAAGUCUUCACAGGCAUUCCUCACUGUUAUCGCUAAAGGCACACCGGCAUGCAACCCCACUCCUGAGAACCACCUCAUCAGACUGCCCAUGGACUGUGUUCAGCCUGGGACGGACUCUAUGUUAUACAACGCCGGCCGCUGCCCCCACAACAAGUGUGCAGGCUCCCUGGACUUUGACCUGCGCUGCAGGGAUGGAGGUGGCUACUGCUGUGGGGUCCAGAAGAUGGAGAGCCGGGUAAUAGACUGUGGGAGCUACAGCCUGCCCAUCAAAGCGGUAACUGAGUGUGGCUGCCAGAAGUGUGUAGUGCCCAAGGUGCUGGUACGUGGCAGGGUGGUCACAGCAGACAACGAUGAACCACUGCGUUUUGGGCACAUGUACAUUGGCAAGGAGAGAGUAGGCACCACAGGGUACAAAGGAGGCUUCACACUCAAUAUAACCCCAGACACAGAGAGGCUAGUAGUCAACUUUGUGGAUCCCACGCAGAAGUUCAUUGACACUCCUAAGGUGUUUAUCUUCGACAGGAGAGGGGGGUCUGUUUACCAUGACGUGAAGGUGAUGAGAAAGCAGGAACCUAUUGAUAUCAAUGCUGGAGAGACAAAUACCAUUGACUUAGGAGAAAUUAAAGGGGAGGACCCUAUUGGACAGAUCAUCAUACCUCCAAAUUCUUUCCACAGGAAUAAUGGGGAGGUGUACAAAGGUACAGUGAAAGCCAGUGUCACCUUCAUUGACCCCAGGAACAUCACCACAGCCGCUGCCGCUCCUGGUGAGCUCAACUUUGUGGACGAUGAGGGUGACAUGCUUCCACUGAGGACAUAUGGGAUGUUUUCUGUUGACUUCAGAGAUGAGGCGAACCAGGAAGUCCUGGGGGCUGGAGCGGUCCAAGUACUCCUAGACACGCAGCACGUCAAAAUGCAAGCUCACAUUCCCAAAAUGAAACUGUGGUCCCUCAACCCAGACACAGGUAUCUGGGAGGAGGAGAGUGACUUUCACUACACUCAGACCACAUCUGGUGGUAAUGGGAGGAGCAAGCGAGAGGAGCGCACUUUCCUCAUAGGUAACAUGGAAAUCAGGGAGCGUCGACUUUUCAACCUGGACGUGCCUGAGAACCGCCGCUGCUACGUCAAAGUGCGGGCGUACAUGAAUGACAAGUUCCUGAACACUGAGCAGCUGGAAGGUGUGGUCAUCAACCUGAUAAACCUGGAGCCCAAGCCUGGCUUCUCCUCUAACCCCAGAGCAUGGGGUCGCUUUGACAGUGUGAUAACCGGACCCAAUGGAGCCUGCCUGCCAGCCUUCUGUGAUGCCCAGGUGCCUGAUGCUUACACAGCUUAUGUCACAGGAGUUAUGGGUGGUGAAGAGCUGGAGGCAGCUCCCUCAACCCCAAAGAUGAACCCAAACAUCAUUGGAGUGUCUCAGCCAUACUUAGACAAGAUAGACUACCAGCGAUCAGACCACGAUGAUCCAGCUCUCAAGAAAACAGCCUUCAGAAUCAACUUGGCAAAACCCAACCCCAACAAUGUGGAAGAGACCAAUGGACCAAUAUACCCCUAUCAGAGUUUAAUAGACUGUGAAAAUGCUGGAGUCGAUGCCAACCACUUCCGAUUCUUCAGAGUGGAAAAGGACAAAUACGAAUACAAUGUUGUGCCCUUCCAAGAGAACGACUUAACAUCGUGGACGGGUGACUACCACUCCUGGUGGCCCAACCCUCAGGAGUUCAGGGCUUGCUACAUCAAGGUCAAGAUCCAGGGGCAAAAGGAGGUCAUGAUAAGGUCACAGAACCAUGGAGGCACUCACCCUGAGACCGCAGGUCAGCUGUACGGUAUAAGAGACAUCCGCAGCACCCGUGACAUGCAUGUGGCCAACACCUCCGCAGCUUGCCUCGAGUUCAAGUGCAGUGGCAUGCUCUUCGACCAAGCCGCAGUCGACAGGUCCCUCAUAUCAGUCCUCCCACAAGGAAACUGUCGGAGAGUGGGCGUCAACAGCCUGCUAAAGGAGUACCUGACCAAGCACCCCCCUACCUCACCGAACAACGAGUCCCAUGCCUUCAACAUGCUGGGCCCAGUCGACCCCUUGGGGCACAACUAUGGCAUUUACACAGUCACAGACCAGAACCCUAGGGUGGCAAAAGAGAUCGCCAUCGGACGCUGCUUUGACGGUACCUCUGACGGGUUCUCCAGGGAGAUGAAGUCAGACACUGGAGUUGCUCUGACCUUCAGCUGCCCAGAAAGGACUGUGACCAGGGAGAGUCUCUUCCAACGCCUCCAGACGAACCCCAGCCAGACUCUUUCUCAGAUGGCCCGGGACAUGCGGGAGGCGCAGGGGCUGCAGGUCCGGGGAAGGUCCUCCCGGGUGGUGACCUACCCCUCUGGUUCCAGCAGCCGCAGAUCCAGCUCCUCUACCAGGAGAAGAUCCACGAUGCGUGCACAGGACAGGCAGUAGAUCUGCCGUUAAGUCUUUGGGUUGGAAAUAAAGAAGAUGGCGUCCUCACAACCAAAUAAUGAAAUGUCAAGUUGGGUCAGCUUGGUGAUGUUGGAUGUGAACUUUCUCUGAACAGCACGGUACUCUAUUGAAACAGUAACCAUUCCGGCAAAACCACACGGAGGAGAGAAAUUAAGACAUGCAUUUUCUCUGAAACUUACUUGAAGGGUUUGGCAAUAAAUAUCCAUAUUAAUUUUAUUAUUUGAGAAGAACUACAUUUCUUUAGCUUUCAUCAGUCCAGCAAAGGACAUUAAUUUAAUUGGCGUUAAUAGGCUUUUAUGAAGGAAACGACAAAAUCAAUUUCUGAGAAAUCAAGUUUAUAUUUGGAUUUGUAGCGUUCCACAUUAACCAUUGUGGCCGUCUUUUCUGAUGUCUAUGAUCGCAUGAGUUAUAACCAACUGUAAAAGCCAGUCUAAAUGCUAAACACUUCCUAAUUGGCCAAAGCUUUCCAUUGUACUCACGAGUCCCUCAAAAUCAGAGGAACAUCAGGUCCUAGUGAUCCAGUCUGUUUGUAACAGACAGUGGGCCCCUUUUCUAGAAACCGGGAAGUAUUCUCUGCCAAGAAGAGGCCUAUUUAAGAUGCAUUGAGGUGCAAGGAAUUAUUGUUCUCUGAUCCUAGGACGCUCUUUUUAAUACUCUUGUUUCUAGGUUAAAAAAAAAAAAAUGUUUAGCAUGUCACAUUGCCAACUGCGAUCCAGACAAACUUUACUGUAACUUAACUACAACAUGCAUCAGGACCCUAGCCAAGACAAGCAUCCCUUAACGGAUCUCACCAGUAGACUAAACAGAGCCUGCGGUAUGGGACCUGGGAGAAGAGAUUGUGAGGAAUGACACAAUUACCUUCAGCCCUCACUUCCCAAAAAGUCCCCAAGUACUCAUCCAACACACCUCUGUCUGUUCUUCAACAUCCCUUGUACGUUACUGUCAGGAAUGUAAAAAACAAAACAAAUAAACAACAGACAUGAAAACCCUAUUUAUACAUAGCAGAGAAUUAGCUAGACUAAUUCUGAGACUGUAUUGUUGUUUGGUGUGGGGGGAUGUCUGUCUUUGUCUCAUGAAGUGCAAUAGCUAUAUUAAAUUUUGACUUGAGA